Messenger RNA from Salvelinus fontinalis (brook trout), 3861 nucleotides. RefSeq names its product transmembrane protein 170B-like. Gene Ontology annotation, biological process: negative regulation of canonical Wnt signaling pathway. Gene Ontology annotation, cellular component: plasma membrane. The transcript is spliced from 3 exons. Lineage: Eukaryota; Metazoa; Chordata; Actinopteri; Salmoniformes; Salmonidae. The coding region runs from base 435 to 908 and encodes 157 amino acids. The record is from RefSeq and is a predicted model, not a curated record.
UAGCCCACAACAUCCAUCACUGAUUUUCACAAUUUUACCGCUCUCUUAGGCCCGCAUGGGCCAAAUGAUUACGCACGUUUUCAGUGUAAACGCUACUGUACUAAUUACUCAUCUUUUGUUCCCCAUUCAUAAGCUGCUACAAUAUCAUAACAGUACGCUUUCACUGUAUACUCCCCUUUAACUGGUGACGGCCCCUUUAAGGGUUAUGUAGAGAGAAGGGCUGAUGUAGGACGACUCCUCUGUGUGCGCUGCCAUCCUCAUCAUGGCCUCCAAACAACCGCCGCUGCAACCGAGAAUGAGCACGAGCAGACGAGCUGUUGGCCCUUUCCUUCCCCGCGCGGAGACCAACAACGUCAAACCGAAACAGAGGCACCGGUAGAGGGGUGCGCGCCGGGGGAUCAAGCCUCGGAGCUCAUGCCACCCCGGUCUCCUCGAUGUCUUCGUCAAAAGCCACUUACAGCCAUUUGACAAAGAGGGAUGCAAACCCGGGCGGCGGCAGCGCCGGCGGCAGAAACAUGAUCACGAAUAGGGAUUAUUCUAUCAAUCUAUCGGUGCAGCAAGUGCUGAGCCUCUGGGUGCAAGGCACGACGCUGCAACAUUUCACAGAGAUGUGGUACUGGGUGUUCCUGUGGUGUCUUUUCUCCUCGCUCUUCGUCCACGGGGCAAUGGGCCUGCUCAUGUUAGUCAUGCUGCAGCGCCACAAGAGGGGUCGCCUCAUCACCCUGGUCCUGGUCAGCGUGGGCUUCCUGGCCUCCUUGGCCGGUGGGGUCAUCACCAGUGCGGCCGUGGCAGGGGUGUAUCGUGUGGCAGGGAAGGACAUGGCCCCCCUCCAGGCCCUGGUGUUUGGAGUGGGCCAGACCACACUGUCUGUAGUCAUCUCCUUCUCACGUAUACUGGCCACUCUCUGAAGAGAUGACUCUGCUACAUGGACAGACUCACUGACGAACAGACACACAAGAGAGGAGAGAGGAAAGCGGAAGGAAGGGACAUGUCCGAUAGACCGGGGUUCACAUCCCACCAGUUACACAAGCAGUGACGGACAGCAACAGAGCCAAUGGGUGGCAGUUAACUGCAUGUAGUAUUUGAAGGAAAACAAACAGUCAAUUAGAAGAAGAGAAGAAUAUGGUGUCCCUGUCCUAGACGUCUAGACAUUUGGGGAUGGAUGAAUGUGGAAGAGUGCCCCCUAGUGUCUCUGUUCAGCCACUGCUACAUUCGCUAGAGCUCCCUUUGCUACAAGGGACCUAUCAAUGCAGGCCUCACUUCUCUGUGUCAAAGAAACACACUUCCUUGGGCUCUCCACCAGUUGGCGAUGUCCGUAGACUCUGUCAACUGUCAAGCCAGUGAAACCACAUCCUGGACUGAAAGCUCAUUUGAGGUUCUAUGUGCCGAUGUCCUCUGGGACUUAACUUCAGGGUUGUAAAGGGGAAUGCUUUCAUGGCCAUCUCUACAGACUGUUGAAGUAUUUCAGUUCCAUUUGUGGGGGGGACUCCUCAUUUUUUUACAGUAAAGACAAACCACAGCAACCUGUAAUUAAUUGAACAAUUCAAGCCUACGGUCCUUGAAGUUCCACGGUACGUUGAUGAGAUGGCCAGAACAAAAUUGGACCUGUGGAGACCCACCAUCAUUCUGACAUGCCUGAGAGGUUGGAAACCCAAUGAUGAUGGUCAACCAAACUACCAUUCAGUGUUAAAAAAAUCUACCAUCCACAAACAACUGGAUCUUCUGUCCUUGAAAAAUGAUAUCCUAAUAACCAUUCCUUCUUGUAAAGUCUUUUAACUACCACAGCAGGGUUUUUGUUUGCAACACUCCAUAAUGCUUAACCUUUGCACUUUCUAAAUGUUGGUGAUCCACCUCCUUUACCUAAGAGGUGUCUAAAUAGAGUAGGUUGUUGAGGUUCCGUUGGUUCAAGGUUACUAUGGCGAUAACCACUACCCUUGUUAAGGGCUCUGCACAGUCUACGCAAACGGAGCUGACGUAGGUCCAUCAUUUGCGUUGACAGUGUAGAGCGCUUUAGAUGUUUGUCACGUCUAGACCAGUCCAGGUUGUCCAACGUACUCUGAGGAAAUAGCAACUCUGACCAUGAACCUUGGCUGGAGAGGGUCAGAGUUGCUACUUGGUUCUUACAGGGUUUUAUGGAGGUAAACUAAUGUAUUAACUGAAGUAAAAAUGAAGAAUUGUCCUAGUAGUAGCAGCUGUAUUGCUUUUUGAGGUAUAUCUCUGAUAGAGUAUCUCUUGGAAGUUUUACUGUCUGUGUUGUGGUGCAGAUUUACUGUUAAGGUUUAGCGGUUGGAAUCCAGCCGCUACUUGGCUGUUGUGAUAACAAUGUUGUCCUGACUCCUAUAAAUCCCACUCCAUAGAGAGCCAUUCCUGGAGAAGGUCAGAGACUUAGGGUGCAUCCCAAAUGGUACCCUUUCCCUAUAGGGUGUCAUUUGGGAAGCAUCCUCUACUGCUGCUGAAACAGCCAUUGUCUAUGGCUCCCUGCCUUCCUCCCUGUUAGUUCUUGCUAAUCGUGUGUGUAUUGUUUGUGUUUUAACUAAGUUAGACUUUGCAUAUUGCACAGACAACGGCCUGCCUUUAUUUUGCACAGUUUGUUUUAUGAUAUUGGUCCCAGUGGGUGACCCAUAGAUCCAUAUAGGAUUUUAUACAGUUUGUCCCAUCACCAGUACACACAGUGGGUCCCAAAAAGCAGGUUUUCGUCCAAAAUGGCACCCUAUGCCCUUCAUAGUGCACCCUUUUUUGACCGUAGCCAUAUGUGUUUGAGAAGCACUGCUGUGGUUUUGGAGGUGCUUUUGGGACUGCAGAGCAAUGCUUUUUUUUGUGGGGUCCUAUGGGACUAACCAUGAUGAAUGUGUUUGUGUCUGUCCUGUCCACCCUCUGGAACAGUUCACGUUUAUUAACCAACUAUAGGACAGGUCUUACUGCAUCCCAAAUGGCACUUUGUUCCCUACAAAGUGCACUACUUUUGACCAGAGCCCUAUGGGGGAAUUUGGGACGCACACAUUCACUCCUGGAAUUGAAGGGUUGCAAGGCCCACUGGUUUGUACCUUACAAUGUCAUUCACUUUUAAUCAAUAGCUGACGAUAUCCCAUCUCUCAGUCACUUUCAUUUGUCAGUAAAUGACCGUGGACCAAUAAAACAAGGCCCUCUGCUGCACCCUAAACUAGGUGUGAAUACCACACCAGGCCCUCUGCUGCACCCUAAACUAGGUGUGAAUACCACACCAGGCCCUCUGCUGCACCCUAAACUAGGUGUGAAUACCACACCACGCCCUCUGCUGCACCCUAAACUAGGUGUGAAUACCACACCAGGCCCUCUGCUGCACCCUAAACUAGGUGUGAAUACCACACCAGGCCCUCUGCUGCACCCUAAACUGGUGUGAAUACCACACCAGGCCCUCUGCUGCACCCUAAACUAGGUGUGAAUACCACACCAGGCCCUCUGCUGCACCCUAAACUAGGUGUGAAUACCACACCAGGCCCUCUGCUGCACCCUAAACUAGGUGUGAAUACCACACCAGGCCCUCUGCUGCACCCUAAACUAGGUGUGAAUACCACACCAGGCCCUCUGCUGCACCCUAAACUAGGUGUGAAUACCACACCAGGCCCUCUGCUGCACCCUAAACUGGUGUGAAUACCACACCAGGCCCUCUGCUGCACCCUAAACUAGGUGUGAAUACCACACCAGGCCCUCUGCUGCACCCUAAACUGGUGUGAAUACCACACCAGGCCCUCUGCUGCACCCUAAACUAGGUGUGAAUACCACACCAGGCCCUCUGCUGCACCCUAAACUAGGUGUGAAUACCACACCAGGCCCUCUGCUGCACCCUAAACUAGGUGUGAAUACCACACCAGGCCCUCUGCU